AUGCGGCGGCUGCUUGGCUCGCCAGAUGCGGCAGCGGCGCGCGCCAUGGAGAUGGGAGGGCGCAUAGAGAGGGGCUGGCGUGCUGCGGCGGGUGCGGAGAGAUGGGCUGUGGUGCUGCGGCGGGCGCGGAGAGAUGGGCUGGGGGGCUGUGGCCGGUGCGGCCUGGUGGGCGGCGGCGCUCGCCCUGGAGAAAGGGAAGGCGGCGGGUGCGGCCUGGAGGCGGCGGCGCUCGCCCUGGAGAAAGGGAAGGCGGCGGGUGCGGCCUGGAGGGUGGCAGCGCUUGCCGUGGACACAAAUGCAAAUGCAAUAAAUUGCCGUUACACAUUGAUUAAAAGAGAGACCGCUAAAUUUUGUGGUUGCCUUCAGCAGAUUUUAAAUUUGGAGGAAAGCGGAAGGACUAUACAAGAAAAGACAAACGAUGCACACCUUUUGUUCAAGGAACUGGAUAUUAAAAGAAAGCCUUUCACAUUGAUGCAUUGCUAUGUUGAGUUUUCGAAGUAUCCAAAGUGGCAGACAAGAGAACUUGAAACUUCUGUUAAGAAACAAAAGAAGACCAUUGAUGCAAGUCCGGGCACAACCACCAAUGAUCUGGCCGAUGCAUCCUCGGUACGCACUGAUUCUACCUCGGCAAGCACUGAUGCUCUUGAACAUGAGAAAAGACCUGAUGGUGUGAAGAAGGAGAAAUUGCGGAGAGGUAAAGCUGAUGACCGUGCUUGCAAGUUGUCAUUAGAAACUGUGUGGGCACAAAAGCAAGAGAAGGAUGAGCUCAAAGAGGCGGCAAGAAAUGCUCGAUAUGCACAACAAUUUGAACUGAGAAAAGAGGAGAUUGCAUUGAAAAAGAAGGAGGAUGCUAGAAAUGAGAGGGAUGAUGAACGCAAACAGUUUGAAUUAGAUGAGAGGAUCAUGCUCAUGGACACAAGUGGUAUGACUGAUGUGCAAAAGCAGUUUUACCAAGCUAAGCAGAAUGAGAUCCUUGCUCGCCGCCUAGAGUAG
Molecule: messenger RNA, 993 nt
Organism: Lolium perenne
Lineage: Eukaryota; Viridiplantae; Streptophyta; Magnoliopsida; Poales; Poaceae
Source: RefSeq, a predicted model, not a curated record